Messenger RNA from Lonchura striata (white-rumped munia), 921 nucleotides. The record is from RefSeq and is a predicted model, not a curated record. Lineage: Eukaryota; Metazoa; Chordata; Aves; Passeriformes; Estrildidae.
AUGGGGGAGAACCCCCGGGAUGGGGGAGAACCCCGCAACGAGGGGGACCCCGGGAUGGGGCGGAGCCCGAUCCGUUUCCCCACGUGUGAGCUGGUUGCAGGCUCACUCUGGGGGGUGUUUUUGGGGGUGUUUUUGGGGCGUCUCACCGAUCCCUCUCCCCAGCUCGCCCACGCCAUCCGCCUGCUCCUGGAGUACACCGAGACACCCUAUGAGGACAAGCUGUACAGCUGUGGGGAAGCUCCCGACUACGAUAAGAGCCAAUGGAUCAACGAGAAGGAGAAGCUGGGCCUUGACUUCCCCAACCUCCCGUACUUCAUCGACGGCCCCACCAAGCUGACGCAGAGCAACGCCAUCCUGCGCUACAUCGCCCGCAAGCACAACAUGUGUGGUGAGACAGAGGAGGAGAUCCUGCGUGUGGACAUGCUGGAGAACCAGAUCAUGGAUUUCCGCAUGAGCCUUGUCAUGGUCUGCUACAACCCUGACUUUGAGAAGCUCAAGCCGGGCUACCUGGAGCAGCUCCCGGGGAAGCUGAAGCUCUUCUCCAACUUCUUGGGGGACAGAAAGUGGUUUGCAGGGGAGAAGCUGACCUUCGUGGACUUCCUCAUGUUCGACGUGCUGGAUCAGAACCGCAUCUUCGAGCCCAAGUGCCUGGAGCCCUUCAAGAACCUCAAGGACUUCGUGGAGCGCUUUGGGGCUCUGGAGAAGGUGGCUGCCUACUUGAAGUCCAGCCGUUUCCAGAAGAUGCCCAUCAACAACAAGAUGGCCAAGUGGGGCAACAAGAAGCUGUAGGAGCUCAGCACGGGGGCUCAGAGGGUGGGGGGAGUCCUGACCCAGCCCCUCCAGCACCCUCCAUCCUUCGGGGGGGGCAGCACCACUGCCAUGACGCCCCCCAAGACAAUAAAACGCUUUUUAGAUGUGGCA